Molecule: messenger RNA, 2975 nt
Organism: Lycium ferocissimum
Lineage: Eukaryota; Viridiplantae; Streptophyta; Magnoliopsida; Solanales; Solanaceae
Exons: 7
Coding region: 15-2543 (842 amino acids)
Molecular function (GO): protein binding
Source: RefSeq, a predicted model, not a curated record
UUUCAUGGAAAAUAAUGAGCAAAGAAAAUAGAGAAGAAGAAGACGAUCACAACGAGUAUUUUCACGAUUCCCUUGAUCGUUUACUCUCUUCAAACAACACUUCUUGCUCAUCCUCAUCCUCUUCUUCGGACGAAAAAGACCAAGAUAGAGAUCAUAUUUACAAUUAUGCCAUUUGGAUCUCUGAACCUUCCUCUAUUCAAGAACGUCGACUCCGCCUUUUUCGUCAAAUGGGCCUUACCCCUGACCCGACCCGAGUUCAUUUGAAGUAUCAACAAACUGCUUGUGGUGUUGGUGAGGGUUUAUUAUUAUCUAAUUUUAAUAAUAAUAGUUCCGAAGCUGGUAGGCAUAAUAAGUGUGAUACCAAUUCCUUAGUUUCUUCUUCGGUUCAUAAAAGUCAUCAAAUUCUUUGUGUUGAUUCUAUUUCCUCGUCGUCAUCAUCAGUAUCUGCCAAUGUAGCCAAUGCCAGUAACUGUAUAGUUGUAAAUAAUAAUGACAAUGAUCAAUUACAUAAAGGCAAUGGAAAUGAGAGUUGUAAUUUGAUGCCGGUAGUAGAAAAUGGUGAGUUAGAGGAGGAUGAUUUGGAAUCGAAUAGAGAUGUUGAAAUUGAGGAGAGUGUGUGUACGAUAAAGAAUCUCGAUAACGGAAAGGAGUUUGUAGUUAACGAAGUGAGGGAAGAUGGGAUGUGGAACAAACUCAAGGAAGUUAGUACAGGAAAACAGUUGACUAUAGAAGAAUUCGAUAUGUGUGUUGGAACUUCACCAAUUGUUCAAGAAUUGAUGAGAAGACAAAAUGUGGAAGAGUUGGAUUGUAGUAAUACGAAUGGUGGGACCGGGCUUAAGACUAAGAAAAGAGGAAGUUGGUUGAAGAGCAUUCGAAAUGUGGCUAGCCGUCAUAAGGAGCGGAGAAGUAGUGAUGAGAGGGACACGUCUUCUGAGAAAGGUGGUCGAAGGUCGAGUUCUGCUACGGAUGAUAGUCAGGAUGUUUCCCUUAACGGACCUGAAAGGGUUCGGGUUCGUCAGUAUGGGAAGUCGAGCAAAGAACUUACGGCGCUUUACAAGAGUCAAGAGAUACAGGCACACAAAGGGUCUAUUUGGACUAUACAAUUUAGUUUGGAUGGAAAAUAUCUUGCUAGUGCCGGUGAGGACCGGGUAAUACAUGUUUGGGAGGUUACAUCAUCAGAGAGGAAAGGUGAUCUGUUGCUGGAUAAUAAACGGGAAGACGGGAAUUUGAAUCUAUUGUUUUCGGCAAAUGCUUCUCCAGAGCCAGCUACUACUAUGUCACCAAAUUUCGAUGGCCACUUGGAGAAGAAAAGAAGAGGAAGGUCAUCCGUAAGUCGAAAAUCAAUGGGGUUUGACCAUAUUUUGGUGCCAGAGACAGUUUUUGCGCUUUCAGAGAAGCCCAUCUGUUCAUUUGUGGGUCAUUUGGAUGAUGUGCUUGACCUCUCGUGGUCCAAGUCUCAGCAAUUGCUCUCGUCAUCAAUGGACAAAACAGUGCGGCUUUGGGAGCUGUCUAGCAAAUCUUGUUUGAAGAUCUUCUCGCACAGUGACUAUGUAACCUGCAUCCAGUUUAACCCUGUUGAUGAUAGAUACUUCAUCAGUGGCUCCCUAGAUUCUAAGGUUCGCAUAUGGAGCAUUCCUGAGCGGAUAGUUGUUGAUUGGAAUGAUCUGCAUGAGAUGGUCACUGCAGCUUGCUACACACCAGAUGGUCAGGGGGCACUUGUUGGGUCAUACAAGGGGAGCUGUCAUUUGUACAACAUAUCAGAUAAUAAAUUGCAGCAAAAAGCUCAAAUCAAUCUGCAGAAUAAGAGGAAAAAGACUCACCAAAGGAAAAUUACUGGUUUCCAGUUUGUGCCAGGGAGUAUGUCACAAGUGCUUAUAACAUCUGCAGACUCAAGAAUUCGGGUUGUUGAUGAUGUUGAUCUUGUUCACAAGUUCAAAGGUUUCCGCAAUACGAGAAGGCAAAUCUCAGCCUCUAUGACCGCUGAUGGUAGAUAUGUUGUAUGCGCAAGCGAGGAUUCACAUGUCUAUAUCUGGAAACACGAAGGUGACUCUCGACCAAGCAGAAAUAGAAGUGUUACCGUUACCCAGUACUAUGAGCAUUUUCAUUCUCAAGAUGUUUCAGUAGCCAUUCCUUGGCCUGGCAUGUCGGAUACUUGGAGAUAUCAAACUUCUUCUUCGGGGGAACAAAGUGGUCAUGUUGGUCUUGACGAGGUCUCCACUGCUAACCAUCCACCCUCACCUGUUGAAGAGAUUGGCAACGAGAGCUCGCCAUUGACUUCCGGCUGUGGUAACAGUCCUCUUCAUGGAACCAUAACUAGUGCCACGAACAAGUACUUUUUUGACAGAAUGUCAGCAACGUGGCCAGAGGAAAAGCUUCUUUUAGCUACGAAAUAUCGUAGUCCUCGAGUGAGUACAGAUGCUAGUAUUGACUUCUCCAGUGGCUUAACUCAAGCAAAGUUCUGCUGGGGUUUGGUCAUUGUAACUGCAAGCCACCGAGGGGAGAUCAGGACUUUCCAAAAUUUUGGCUUACCAAUCCGGAUUUAGAAGGUGAUAAAGAAAGUUUCCGGAGUGUUGUCAAAUUUGUACAGAUAGAUCUGUAAUAUAAUUGAUUUUUUCUUUCUUUUGUAUCAAAGACUCAGAUAAGUAACCUGCCUGAUUAGGCAUUGUGAAGGGAAAAGUAGGGGAAAAAAAAAAGAUCUAUGAUGAUGUGAGGAUAGUAUGAUGAAAAGGGAAAAAAAGAAGGUACACCCUUCGUUAGAAAGGGAAGGUUUUUUAUGUAAUCAGAAAUUGUAGAGUUGAAAAUCUUGUAAUUUCGUUGUGUUGAACAUAAUUCUUUGACAAUUCAUUCCAACUUUAAGCAGGCUUUGAGCGCAUUAUAGGUCAGUGGAGCAAAAGAGUGAACGAAUUCUGUAGUAUGUGAAGUUCAUCUAUUAGUAGAUGUAGAAUAUAUUUGUAUAAUGGUUUCUUCAACAUUUA